Molecule: messenger RNA, 2393 nt
Organism: Thalassophryne amazonica
Lineage: Eukaryota; Metazoa; Chordata; Actinopteri; Batrachoidiformes; Batrachoididae
Product: tigger transposable element-derived protein 1-like
Exons: 1
Coding region: 692-1603 (303 amino acids)
Cellular component (GO): nucleus
Molecular function (GO): DNA binding
Source: RefSeq, a predicted model, not a curated record
UCUCUCACAGCGGGUAUGUGGAUGGCGUUAAUUUAGCGAGUUCACGGGCGAUUAUGAUGAUUAUACGCUCUCCCAAGUUAACGGAGUUAUCUGGAGGAGGUGUAGCACCUGUGAUGGACUUCUGCUGUGCUCCGAUGUCGUCUUAUUGUCCGUCACGAGAUGUGUUUACACUCUGAGUGCUGAACUCCUGACACCGGAACUCUGCUGAAACCGACCUCUCGCGUGAGUCACAGAUGGCGCGAGAUUCACAACUGCGAAACACCGAAUAUGUUUAUGUCGCGGACGUAACGAGCAAAGCUCUUCAGCAUCUCACCAUGUCAUUUAGGUCCUUCAGACUUAUAUUUCAACUAAAUGCUUCUGUGGAGCAUGAGCAUGGCUAAAACCUUCCAGCUUCUGUUGGAGCCCCGCCUUUUCAAACUUUUUGUUUUUGCCUUUUAGCUUCUGGGGGAGAACCCCCCCCCCCAGACCCCUCACCAUUUAAAUACAGUGGAACCUCGACAUACGAGUGAAUCAACAUACAAGUUUUUUUUUUUUAAAUACCACCCGUUGCUCGGUCCAUAUUUUUGUUUGGAAUACGAGCGGAAAUCUGAGUUGCGAGUCUUGCUUCAGGACGCCGCCGCAAGUUGGCGCCCGGCCACCAGCAUCAGUUGAGACUGUAUCUCAUUCCCACUUGUUCUCUGUGUGUGUCAUCAUGGGUCCAAAGAAAAGUGGAGCAAAGAAAAAAAGAAUGAUGUCUAUUGAACUGAAGCGGGAGAUAAUAGAAAAAUAUGAGCGUGGUGUGCGGGUUGUCGACCUGUCAAGGCAGUACGACCGCAGAACAUCGACGAUUUGCACCAUCCUGAAGCAAAAAGAUGCAAUUAAGGGUGCAACACUGUCCAAAGGAACUACAGUUCUUCCAGAGCUAUGGACAAGCAUCCAUGAAGCGAUGGAAAAGCUUUUGUUAUUGUGGGUGAAAGAGAUGGAGCUGGUAGGAGAUACCAUAACAGAGGCUAUCAUUUGUGAGAAGGCUCGUACCAUCUUCAGCGACUUGAAAGAGCGGGCACCAGGGACUUUAGCGUUAUCAGAAGAGUCAUUCAAGGCUAGUCAUGGGUGGUUUGAUAACUUUAAGAAGAAGAUGAAUAUCCACACCGUGGUGAUGCACGGGGAAGCUUCAAGUGCUGACGUUAAGGCAGCGAAUGAAUAUGUCACACGUUUUGCUGCACUUUUUGCGAAUGAAGGAUAUGUCCCGCAACAAGUGUUUAACUGUGAUGAAACUGGAUUAUUCUGGAAAAAAAUGCCACGGAGGACCUAUUUAACGGCAGAGGAGAAGAAGCUGCUAGGCUAUAAGCCCAUGAAGGAUCGCCUCACUCUUGCAUUGUGUGCAAAUCCUAGCGGUGACUGUAAAAUCAAGCCACUGCUAGUGUACCAUUCAGAGAAUCCUAGAGCUUUUAAGAGCCACAAAAUCUUAAAAGAAAAACUCCAGGUUAUGUGGCGUGCUAAUGCAAAGGCAUGGGUUACGAGGCAGUUUUUCACAGAAUGGGUAAAUCUUGUUUUUGGUCCUGCUGUGAAGGAGUUUCUGCAGGGAAAAAAGCCUUCCACUGAAAGCCUUACUGAUUCUGGAUAAUGCUCCAGCUCACCCACCUGGCCUUGAAGAUGACAUUCUUGAGGAUUUUAAGUUUGUGAAAGUCCUCUUCCUCCCACCCAACACUACUGCAAUCCUCCAGCAGGUCAUUGCCAACUUUAAGAAGCUUUACACAAAGCAGUUGUUCCGCCGCUGCUUUGAAGUGACUGAAAACGCAGAGCUAACUCUUCGAGAGUUUUGGAAAAACCACUAUAACAUCGUGAUAUGCUUACGCAUUAUUGACGUGGCAUGGCAGUGUGUUCCAAGAAGAACCUUGAACUCGGCAUGGAAGAAGUUAUGGCCUGAGGUUGUUGCAGACGGGGACUUGGAAGGAUUCAAACCCGAGUCUGAGCCCGACCCUGCUGAAGUGGUGGAGGAAAUUGUGUCCCUCGGAAAAUCAAUGGGUCUGGAGGUAGAUGAGGGUGACGUGAACGAGCUUAUCAAGGAACAUGAAGAGGAGCUCUCAACAGAGGAGUUGAAGGAGCUGCAGAUGAUGCAACAUAUGGAGAUUUUGCAAGAGAUUAAGAGUGAGGAGGAUGUGGAGCCAGAGGAGAUUAUCACUACAAGUGAAAUUAAAGAAAUGCUGGCGAUGUGGGAGGAGCUUUCAAGUUUCGGUGAAAAGAAACACCCAGAAAAAGUUUCCACUGGUCGUGCUUCAGCAUUUUUUAAUGACACUUGUCUGUCACAUGUCCGCAACAUUUUGAAAAGCAGGCAGAAGCAAACCUCCUUGGAUAGGUUUUUAUCCCAAUGACCUGCAAGUGAAAGUGCAUCCAAAAAGCCAAAAAUAACUGAA